ACAAUGUACAUACAUGAAUACAUGAUACAACGUUUUAGCAAAAAAAAAAUACAUGAUACAACAACCAAAGCAAGCUGGCAAUGCAAACAAGCUGGAGACACCUUUAGAUAAUGGGUUUAAUAGAUUAAGUGGGUUUAAUAGAUCAAAUGGAUCGUCAAUCGUCGUCACAAAGCUAUAUUGGGCUAACUUAGUAUAUUUGAUAAAUUAGGUUGAGAUUAUUCUUAAGCAUACAAUUAGGUUGAAGUAGAUCUCCUUUGUUAUCUUUAAGAGAAGUCAGCCCAGUUCGGAGGUAGGCCCAAUAACAUUCAACAAUUAGAGCCCAAGCAGCAUCGGAAAGGAGAGCAAAGCCGAAAAGAUUUAGUCAGCAACGAUGUACGGAAAGAUGUGAUGGAAAACGACAAACAGACUAGGGGGAGACUCGAAACGUACUGAUGCUCGACAAAUGUCACAAGAUUAAGCUUCGUGUAAUUACUAUAAAUGAGAGACAUGGAUGUUGUUUAUCGUCUUCUUCAUCCUAAAACCCUAAAGUUUCAACCUUUGCAGUAAAAAAGAAGGAUGGAUUUGUUCACCGGACCUCACGUCACGUCUGAGGCAGGAGUGUUCUGGGACUUAGACGAAUGUCGGAUCCCUGAUGAAAUGACUGCUGCUCAAGCCUUGGAGAAAAUCAGGCAGAUUCUGUCGGAUGGUGGCCAUCGUGGUCCUGUUUCGAUCCGGGCUUAUGGUGACACGACCGGUCUUGACUUUCAAUCCUCCGAUAUCAAACUCAACCAUUUUCAAGCAGGAGAGAAACGUGAGAAGAUGACGAAAGUCUUGGAGGACAUAGUUGCGUGGUCGGGUGAGAAUCCAGAACCAUCGGUGGGGAUGCUAAUGAUUGGAGACUUGGGAGACGCCGAAGAUGACAUCAUCGAGGUUCUGGAUCUUCUCAAGAUUCGGAAAAAUUACAGGUUUAUUAUUGUGACACUACCCCCACCUCCUCCAACGGUGGUGAUUGUGAUGGCGGAUCUUCCUCGUGGUGGCUGAUUAACAUUUUCAUUAAAAAUAAAAUGGUAGUUUGCAUUUAGUAAAUGUUGGAUAAUCAAAAUCCUCUUUUGGAAACUUUUGUUUUGUCUCGGAAGGAAAAAGAUAAUUACUAAUUAGUAGAUGUUUUUAUUUAUAA
Messenger RNA from Brassica rapa (field mustard), 1156 nucleotides. RefSeq lists its product as uncharacterized. Gene Ontology annotation, molecular function: RNA nuclease activity. Gene Ontology annotation, cellular component: peroxisome. NCBI's taxonomy places the organism in Eukaryota, Viridiplantae, Streptophyta, Magnoliopsida, Brassicales, Brassicaceae. Gene Ontology annotation, biological process: regulation of gene expression. The record is from RefSeq and is a predicted model, not a curated record.